Molecule: messenger RNA, 441 nt
Organism: Arachis duranensis
Lineage: Eukaryota; Viridiplantae; Streptophyta; Magnoliopsida; Fabales; Fabaceae
Product: subtilisin inhibitor CLSI-I
Exons: 2
Coding region: 79-378 (99 amino acids)
Biological process (GO): response to wounding
Molecular function (GO): serine-type endopeptidase inhibitor activity
Source: RefSeq, a predicted model, not a curated record
AGAUAUAUAUAACUUUCAUCGCUAAGCAAUCGAUAAAAAAAAAUAGCAUUCACAUCCUUAGCUUCUUAGUUAUUAUUCAUGGCAGAAAAAGAUGAAGGACAAGGAUCAGCUAAUCCUCCUCUGGAAAAGCCUAAUGAGGGGUUGCCAAUGUCUUACAAUCAACUUAUGGGAUCAAACAAUCCCAAGAAAACAAGUUGGCCGGAGCUUGUAGGCACUACUUCUGAAGAAGCAAAGAAGAAGAUAAAGGAGGAGAUGGGUGAGGCUGAUAUCCAGCUGAUUCCACCGGGUUAUUCUGUCACUUUUGAUUUUCGAUCCCAACGAGUUCGAAUUUAUGUUGAUGAAUCUGACAAGGUCAUUAGGACUCCCAGCAUUGGCUAGCUUUUCCAAUUCAUCUUGCUAAUUCUGUAAAGAUAUAUUUUAAAUAGGGUAAUGUUCAAGUUU